AUGUCAAACGAAAUCCUCGUAACUGGCGCCGCAGGCUUCGUUGGCCAGGCCCUAGUCUCUGCCCUCAUCAAAUCCGACCCCUCAGCAACCCUUACAAUCACAGAUGUAAUCGAGCCCCCCAUCCCCGCCGAUGUGGCAGGGGAAAGCAACAAGAUCAACUCCUUGAAAGCCGACCUCACCGACCCGGCAGCAGUGAGCUCUCUGCUCUCGAGGCAGUUCUCAGCUGUCUACCUCCUGCACGGCCUCAUGUCCGGCGGGGCGGAAGCGAACCUCGACCUAGGCCUCAAAGUCAAUCUCGAUUCCGUCCGAGCCGUCCUCGAUCACCUCCGGAAUAAUUACCCCGGCACCACGGUCGUCUUUACUAGUUCGUGUGCAGUCUACGGCCCGCGUCAGCCUGUUAUCGAGAGCGAGACUGUGCCGAAGCCGCGGACAUCGUACGGCACCGAGAAGCUUAUUAUCGAGUUGCUAGUGGAGGACUUCUCGCGGCGUGGGCUCAUCGACGGCCGCAUUGUGCGACUUCCUACAGUCACAGUGCGACCUGGCGCGCCUUCUGCUGCGGCAUCGAGUUUCGCGUCAGGUAUUGUUCGUGAGACUCUGAAGGGCAUCAAAAAUGUGUUGCCUGUUAGCCGUGAUCUCGAAGUCUGGGUCUGUAGCCCCGCUACGGUGGUGAAGAACCUUGUUAAGGUUAAGGAUGUGCCGAAAGAGAAGUUUGGGGAAUCGAGAGUCGUUAACUUACCUGGUAUCACCGUUACGGUGCAGGAAAUUCUUGAUGCGGUAGAGAAGGUUGGUGGCAAAGAAUCAUUGGCACUCAUCGAAGAAAAGAAGGAUGCCGCCAUCUUGGCUAUUGUAGAGACAUGGGCCGCUCGGUUUGAUGUGAGCAGGGCGUAUGGCCUGGGUCUGGAACCUGAUGGUACGAUUUUGGAGGCCGUUGAGGCAUUUGCGAAGACUCUUCAGGCAUAA
Molecule: messenger RNA, 960 nt
Organism: Colletotrichum costaricense
Lineage: Eukaryota; Fungi; Ascomycota; Sordariomycetes; Glomerellales; Glomerellaceae
Product: NAD dependent epimerase/dehydratase
Exons: 1
Coding region: 1-960 (319 amino acids)
Source: RefSeq, a predicted model, not a curated record